AACUGAAAAUAGUUAUUUCCGGAAGUAAUAUUCAGUGCAUAUACUAUUCGCGCAAUGACGUAAUAUUUAAACCAUAAAAUAUUAUAAAACAGACCAUCCGUAUCAUCACAUGUGUAUUCGUCAUUGUAUAAAAAUAAUUUAAAGAACGUAGAAAAUAAUUUAAAAUCAAUGAAAAAUACUGUUUCCGAAAACGACACGUAUUUUGUACAUGAAAUACAAUGUGCAUAUCGUUUGACUGCAGAAAAUGAAAAACCAGCAUCGAAGGAAGUUGUCCUUUCUGCAGCAAAACAGUUCUUGAACUUUGUCAAUAAAACACCAUCCCCAUAUCAUGCUGUAGAAGAGGUAAAGACCAGACUGUUGGCGGCAGGCUUCCGUGAACUGCGGGAGGCAGACAGCUGGGAUCUGAAGCCAAAAGAUAAAUGCUUCGUGACCAAGAACCAGUCUACCAUUAUUGCCUUUGCAGUGGGAGGACAGUUCAAGCCUGGAAAUGGAUUCAGCAUAAUAGGGGCUCAUACAGACAGCCCCUGCUUGAAGGUGAAGCCAGUCUCGAAGGUGAACAGGUGUGGUUUUCACCUGGUGGGUGUGGAGUGUUAUGGCGGGGGUAUCUGGCACACCUGGUUUGACCGUGACCUUGGUGUUGGAGGUCGUGUCCUUGUCAAGAAUGGAGGUAGGAUUGAGCACAGACUGGUGAACAUCGAGAGACCCAUCCUGCGUGUGCCCAACAUUGCAAUCCAUCUCAUGAGGGACAUGAAUGAGAAGUUCUCGCCUAAUAAAGAAUCCAAUCUAAUCCCAGUGUUGGCGACGACUGUACAAUCCCAACUGAACGGUGGAGGUGGGAGCUGUGAUGCGUCCAAAACUGAAGAAAGCAAAUCAGCUAAUCAGAGUGAUAAGCACCAGGCGCUGCUGGUCCAGCUGUUGUGUGGGGAACUACAGGUGAAGCCAGAACAGCUGCUCGACUUUGACCUUCACCUUGCAGACACUCAACCUGCUGUGAUUGGAGGAGUUCUGGAUGAGUUCAUCUUUUCUCCAAGACUGGACAACCUGCUCAAUGCAUACACUUCAACUGUGGGCCUGAUCAACUCCUGCACCGGUCCCAGUCUGGAUGCUGACCCUAACGUGAGGAUGAUCAGUCUAUUCGACAAUGAAGAGGUCGGGUCGGAGAGUGCCCAGGGAGCAGCCUCGAGCUUUCAGGAGUACGUGCUGCGCCGUAUCAGCACUGGAGGGUCCCAGACCGCGUUUGAGGAGGCUAUUGCCAAGUCCUACAUGAUCAGUGCUGACCAGGCUCACGCUCUUCACCCCAACUACAGCGAUAAGCACGAGAGCAAUCACCAGCCCGGCCUACACAAGGGUAUUGUGGUGAAGAUUAACAGUAACCAGAGGUACACCUCAACAGCAAUCACCAUGGCGAUACUGCGGGAGAUAGCGGGAAAGGCUGAGGUACCAUUGCAGGAUUUCAUGGUGAAAAACGACUCUCCCUGUGGUUCCACCAUCGGACCAAUCAUGUCUGCCAAGCUCGGAAUGGCAACAGUUGAUAUUGGGGCUCCAAUGUUGAGCAUGCACUCUAUCCGAGAGAUGUGUUGUACAUCAAGCGUGCUACAGGCAGAAACACUCUUCAAGAACUUCUUUGAGCACUACCCUGAAGUGUUCAAGUCUCUGAACUUCUGAACAAGUCAUGGACAACCUCGAGCCAGCCUUGCAACUUGGAUUUCUGUUUGGCAAAAGGAUUUAUAUUGUACUUACUGUGACCAGUCUUUUCCUGUGUAUGUGUUUGUUUUAUUUAUUGUUUAAUAUUAGUUUUUGUAUCAAAUAUUUGCAAUACUAAAAAAAAAUGUUUUCAAAAUGUGUGUAAUUUCACAUUCUUUUGGCGUAUACACUAUUUGCUAUGUUUUUGAAUCAUUUAAAUUAUCUACUUCAUUCGUAUUGAAGCAUAUAUAAAUGUGCCACUCUCUGGAAAAAAAUGUGCUUUAUGCAUGUGUGUAAAGUAAUGUACCCAGAUUAGCCUUUGCUUAUGCUAUACUUUUGGCCUAGACUGGAUUUUCGUUAAGAAGAUUCUUAUUUUCAACAAAAAAGUCUAUAGAAGCGGAAAGUGUCAACACUGAUUACUUGUGCAGACUGCACAGGCUAAUCAGGGACGGUACUUUACUCGCAUGUAUUACGGCUGGAGCAGACUGCGCAGGUUAAUCAGGGACAGUACUUUACUCACAUGUAUUAUGCCUGGGGUAGACUGCGCAGGCUAAUCAGGGGCGGUACUUUACUCACAUGUAUUAUGCCUGGGGUAGACUGCGCAGGCUAAUCAGGGGCGGUACUUUACUCACAUGUAUUAUGCCUGGAGCAGACUGCGCAGGCUAAUCAGGGACAGUUCUUUACUCACAUGUAUUAUGCCUGGGGCAGACUGCGCAGGCUAAUCAGGGGCGGUACUUUACUCACAUGUAUUAUGCCUGGGGCAGAC
Dreissena polymorpha is the source of this 2449-nucleotide messenger RNA. Its product is annotated as aspartyl aminopeptidase-like. The transcript has 13 exons. Gene Ontology annotation, biological process: proteolysis. The record is from RefSeq and is a predicted model, not a curated record. Gene Ontology annotation, molecular function: aminopeptidase activity; zinc ion binding. Bases 169 to 1665 code for a protein of 498 amino acids. NCBI's taxonomy places the organism in Eukaryota, Metazoa, Mollusca, Bivalvia, Myida, Dreissenidae.